CCCUGAUAGUCGUUUCACCGGACUCCCAGUCUCCGCUGGCCCCACGGUUGAUCCUGCGCGUGCUGGCGUGCGGCGGAGCUGAGGAUGAGCGAGCAAGGGAAGGGCUCAUCCGCCUCCACCGCGGCCCCGGCUCCGGGGUCGGACACUUACAAAGGCUGGCUCUUUAAAUGGACCAACUACCUGAAAGGGUACCAGCGGCGAUGGUUCGUCCUCAGCAACGGCCUCCUGUCGUAUUACAGAACACAGGCAGAGAUGGCUCAUACGUGUCGGGGAACGAUCAACUUGGCCACAGCGCACAUAGACACGGAAGACGCCUGCAAUAUUGUGCUGAGCAGUGGCGGUCGCACUUACCAUCUGAAGGCGAGCACUGAAGUGGAGCGGCAGAGAUGGGUCACGGCACUGGAGCUGGCCAAAGCUAAAGCCAUCCGCAUGAUGAAUGAUCAGUCUGAUGACUCGGGGGACGAGGAUCCCACAUCCCAAUCGGACCGUAGCGAGAUCCAAGGCACCCUGAAGAUUCUUGUCAGCAAACUCGAUGACCUCAGCACCUGUAAUGACCUGAUCGCCAAGCACGGAGCCGCCCUGCAGCGUUCUCUCAGUGAACUUGAAGGCCUGAAAGUCCCUCUGGAGGGAGGAGAAAAGAUCAAGGCAGUCAACGAGCGAGCCACUCUUUUCCGCAUCACUUCCAAUGCUAUGAUCAAUGCGUGUCGAGACUUUCUGGACCUAGCUGAGACUCACAGCAGGAGGUGGCAGCGGGCGCUGCAGUAUGAGCGAGAGCAGCGUACCCACCUGGAGGAGACCAUAGAGCAGCUCGCCAAACAGCAUAACAGCCUUGAGCGUGCGUGGAGAGAAGCCCCCACGCACGUUUCCAGCACGCCCAGUGCCCCAACCAACAACCAGGGGAAUAAAAGGGUGAAUAAAGAAGAAGCAAGUGAUGAAGAUGAGGAUACUGAGUUCUUCGAUGCCAUGGAGGACUCCCCUGCAUUUAUCACAGUGACUGCCAGUGAAAGCACACAGCACAGGCGAUCUCAAAGCAAUUUGAGUGGAGCAAGCGGCCAGGCCAACGACUGGAACCAGAACGACACUAUGUCUCCUGGCUGUAACGAUGUGUCUGGAAAGGAGCUGCAACCUCGCAGACAAAGGCGGACUCAUAUCCCAGAUAAGCCCAAUUACUCCCUCAAUUUAUGGAGCAUCAUGAAGAACUGUAUCGGCAAGGAGCUCUCUAAAAUCCCCAUGCCUGUAAAUUUCAAUGAGCCAUUGUCGAUGCUGCAACGUCUUUCAGAGGACCUGGAGUAUCAUGAGCUCCUAGAUAAGGCGGCACGCUGCGACUCGUCUCUGGAACAGAUGUGCCUGGUUGCCGCCUUCUCCGUCUCCUCCUACUCCACCACGGUCCACCGGACAGCCAAGCCCUUCAACCCCCUGCUGGGCGAGACUUACGAGCUUGAUCGCCUGGAGGAAUUUGGCUACCGCUCACUGUGUGAGCAGGUAAGCCAUCACCCCCCUGCAGCUGCACACCAUGUGAUUUCCCAAAGAGGCUGGACCUUGUGGCAGGAAAUCACCAUUGCUAGCAAGUUCCGUGGCAAAUACCUCUCCAUUAUGCCUCUCGGCGCCAUUCACCUGCAGUUCCACUCCAGUGGGAACCACUACGUGUGGAGAAAAGUCACCUCCACGGUGCACAACAUCAUUGUAGGCAAACUCUGGAUUGACCAGUCUGGGGACAUAGAGAUUGUGAAUCACAAGACGAAGGAGACCUGCCAGCUCAAGUUCUCACCGUACAGUUAUUUCUCCAGAGAUGUUCCACGAAAGGUGACAGGUGUGGUGGCAGACAGUGGGGGCCAGGCUCAUUACAUCCUCUCUGGUACAUGGGAUGACAAAAUAGAAAGCGCCAAGAUCAUUCAGAGCAGCCGAGGGGGCAGCGGAUCAGAAGGAAAGCAGAAGACCGUCUAUCAGACGUUGUCCCCCAAGCUCCUAUGGAAGAAAUACCCUUUACCGGAGAACGCGGAGAACAUGUACUACUUCUCAGCUUUGGCUCUGACUUUGAAUGAGCUGGAAGACGACGUGGCGCUGACGGACAGCCGACUGCGACCUGACCAGAGGCUGAUGGAGGAUGGCAGAUGGGACGAAGCUAACUCCGAAAAACAGAGGCUGGAAGAGAAACAAAGAGCAGUGAGAAGGAAGAGGGAAGCAGAGGCCACGGACGCUCUGGAUGAAGGUCGAGAAUAUGAAGGCUACCAGCCACUGUGGUUCCAUCAGAGGAGAGACUCGGUCACUGGAGAGACAAACUUUGUCUACAAGGGAGGUUACUGGGAGGCAAAGGAGAGACAGGACUGGCGCAUGUGUCCCGACAUCUACUAACCCAGGAACUCAUCUCAGAUCACACCAACCUCAUCGGACAGGGAGCUGCUCGCUCUCUGGUCUGCAGGCAGUGGAACAUAGCUGGUUUAUGAGCACCACGUGGACCUCUGAGAG
Nematolebias whitei (Rio pearlfish) is the source of this 2466-nucleotide messenger RNA. RefSeq names its product oxysterol binding protein 2b (gene osbp2b). Gene Ontology annotation, molecular function: cholesterol binding. NCBI's taxonomy places the organism in Eukaryota, Metazoa, Chordata, Actinopteri, Cyprinodontiformes, Rivulidae. The coding region runs from base 85 to 2352 and encodes 755 amino acids. The record is from RefSeq and is a predicted model, not a curated record. The transcript has 14 exons. Gene Ontology annotation, cellular component: cytosol; intracellular membrane-bounded organelle; membrane.